Eufriesea mexicana is the source of this 452-nucleotide messenger RNA. RefSeq names its product 40S ribosomal protein S28. Lineage: Eukaryota; Metazoa; Arthropoda; Insecta; Hymenoptera; Apidae. The record is from RefSeq and is a predicted model, not a curated record. Gene Ontology annotation, biological process: maturation of SSU-rRNA; ribosomal small subunit assembly; translation. Gene Ontology annotation, cellular component: cytosolic small ribosomal subunit; ribosome. Bases 51 to 248 code for a protein of 65 amino acids. Gene Ontology annotation, molecular function: structural constituent of ribosome. The transcript has a single exon.
UUCAUUUCCGUAAAACGUCUUUUGGUGUAGUAAAGCCACGUGAAACAAACAUGGAUAAACCAGUAGUUUUAGCUCGUGUUAUAAAAGUCCUAGGUCGAACUGGUUCACAAGGACAAUGUACACAAGUAAAAGUCGAAUUUUUGGGUGAACAAAACCGACAAAUUAUCAGAAAUGUAAAAGGACCGGUGCGAGAAGGUGAUCUCCUAACCUUACUAGAAUCUGAACGUGAAGCAAGAAGACUUCGAUAGACAAGUUUGGUUUUGGAGAAUUUAUCCUUGGCACUUAAAAAUCGUUACCAGUGUCUGGUCUUUACCUACAUAAUUCAUUCCAUCGACAAAACUGGGGAUCAUCCCACUAUUCCAAUAGCAUGAGCAAACUUAGUUCAAAACAUCCAUGUCAAUGAAAAUGUCUACAACUUUUGUAAUAAAUACUGGCUAAUAUUUAACAAAGUA